GCGGCCAUGCAUGACUAUAGAUUCUUUCGCGAGAUGAGCAUGGAUACACAAAAUAUUGCUUCCCGCCUAAGUGCUUCUGGUAUCUUCCGAACUCAAGGCCUGAUAGGAGGAAAAUGGUCUGAAGCGUAUGAUGGAAAUACAAUAAAGGUCCACAACCCCACCACUGGUGAUGUUAUAGCAAAUGUCCCUUGCAUGGGCAAAAGAGAAACAAGUGAUGCAAUAUCUUCUGCAUAUGACGCAUUCAGUUCAUGGAGCAAACUAACUGCGAGCGAAAGGAGUAGAUGUCUACGAAAAUGGUAUGAUUUGAUCAUUGCCCAUAAAGAAGAGCUAGGGCAACUUAUAACGUUAGAGCAAGGAAAACCUUUCAAAGAAGCCCUGGGAGAGGUUACGUAUGGGGCUAGCUUCAUUGAAUUCUAUGCUGAGGAGGCAAAACGUGUGUAUGGUGAUAUAAUUCCAGCUCCUGUAGCUGAUCGCCGAUUAUUUGUCUUAAAACAGCCUGUUGGAGUCGUUGGAGCAAUUACACCUUGGAACUUCCCUUUGGCCAUGAUUACUCGGAAGGUUGGCCCUGCCCUGGCUUGUGGUUGUACAGUCGUUAUUAAACCCUCUGAGCUUACACCCUUGACAGCUUUAGCGGCAGCUGAGCUUUCUCUUCAAGCUGGAAUACCUCCGGGUGUUGUGAACGUAGUUAUGGGGAAUGCUUCUGAUAUUGGGGACACACUACUUGCAAGUCCCCAGGUACGGAAGAUCACGUUCACAGGCUCAACAGCUGUUGGAAAGAAAUUGUUGGCAGGUUCCGCUGCAACUGUUAAAAAGGUGUCCUUGGAACUGGGAGGAAAUGCACCCUGCAUAGUAUUUGAUGAUGCAGAUCUUGAUGUUGCAGUGAAAGGAAGUCUUGCAGCAAAGUUCCGUAAUAGUGGGCAAACUUGUGUUUGUGCAAACAGAAUAAUUGUGCAAGAAGGUAUUUAUGAAAAAUUUGCAAAUGCUUUUGCCAAUGCGGUUCAAAACUUGAAAGUUGGUGAUGGUUUUACUGAAGGUGUGGCACAGGGUCCACUAAUCAAUGAAUCAGCAGUGCAGAAGGUUGAAUCAUUUGUUCGAGAUGCUGUUUCAAGGGGAGCAAAAGUCAUGCUUGGGGGUAAAAGACAUAGCCUUGGAAUGACAUUUUAUGAGCCUACCGUUAUCAGCAAUGUCAACAGUGAAAUGCUUUUGUCAAGAGAGGAAGUCUUUGGACCUGUUGCUCCUCUUAUGCGUUUUAAAACAGAGGACGAAGCCAUCCAAAUUGCCAAUGAUACUAAUGCAGGACUCGCCGCAUACAUAUUUACAACUAAUGUCCAACGUUCAUGGCGUGUGUCUGAAGCUCUUGAAUAUGGAUUGGUUGGUGUGAAUGAAGGAUUAAUCUCUACAGAGGUGGCUCCUUUUGGAGGAUUUAAGCAGUCCGGUCUUGGACGAGAAGGGUCCAAAUAUGGGAUUGAUGAAUACCUGGAAAUAAAAUAUGUGUGCUUGGGGAACAUGGACAGUGCAUGAUACACAAUGUAGUUACAACUGUUAGAUGAGGAAAGCAACAAGGAUGUUCCUGAAGAGCUUGGAUUCGAACCAUAGCACUCUAAAAGCCUUAUUAAGAUCUUUGUAGCUUAAGCAUUAGGCAUUGAAAUAAUGGUGUACUAGUAGUGCAUUGAAACUUGGGUUUGUGUAAACUUAAUUUUCAGAGUACCUAUUCUUCUUUUUGACAAUGCAUGAGUUAUAAACCAAA
Telopea speciosissima is the source of this 1747-nucleotide messenger RNA. RefSeq names its product succinate-semialdehyde dehydrogenase, mitochondrial. The record is from RefSeq and is a predicted model, not a curated record. The transcript is spliced from 21 exons. Gene Ontology annotation, molecular function: succinate-semialdehyde dehydrogenase (NAD+) activity. NCBI's taxonomy places the organism in Eukaryota, Viridiplantae, Streptophyta, Magnoliopsida, Proteales, Proteaceae. Bases 7 to 1521 code for a protein of 504 amino acids. Gene Ontology annotation, biological process: GABA catabolic process.